Messenger RNA from Scleropages formosus (Asian bonytongue), 4790 nucleotides. It is a transcript of the gene tap2a, whose product is annotated as transporter associated with antigen processing, subunit type a. NCBI's taxonomy places the organism in Eukaryota, Metazoa, Chordata, Actinopteri, Osteoglossiformes, Osteoglossidae. Gene Ontology annotation, cellular component: membrane. Gene Ontology annotation, biological process: transmembrane transport. The transcript has 22 exons. The record is from RefSeq and is a predicted model, not a curated record. Gene Ontology annotation, molecular function: ABC-type oligopeptide transporter activity; ATP hydrolysis activity; ATP binding.
GCUCUGAGCCUCGGGACCGCGGAACUACUGCCUUUGUUUGGGAACCACGAUGUCCUGGGAGGUCUGGUGUGCAUGUGGUCAGUGGCGAUCACCAGAUGGGCACUGAUCUGCAGUCUGCUCCUUUCCAACGUGGACCUCAAGCAAAGAGCGGUGAUGAAGCGCUGGUCCGCGGCUCACUGCUUCCUCGGCUCUGUGUAUGAGAGCUGUAGACAAGUGAUGUUUGGAGGUCCGCUUGAGAGUGGCGCUGCUCCGCUGGAGAACCCCUGGCAGCCCUGGUUCCUGGUUUUAAACACGGUGGCAGCAGCUGCUGCCUGUCUUUUCUGGGAGAUCACAUUCCCUGAUUCAAAUGGAGAAAGUAACGGGAAAGAAAAGAAGCAGAAAGCCAGGGUUCUCUUCAUGAGAGUCCUUCGUUUCUAUAGACCGGACUACCUGCUUCUGCUGGGGGCUUUUGUCUUCUUAUCCGCAGCCGUCCUCUGCGAAAUGUUUAUUCCUUUUUACACCGGGAAGGUAAUUGACAUCCUUGGUACCCAGUACCAUUGGCAUGAUUUCCGCGCAGCGAUCUUCUUCAUGGGUCUUUUCUCCAUCACCAGGUUAGUAGCAAUGGCUCGGCUCCAUUUUGGUGCCUCCCAAAGAAGCAAACUUUUUGACUGUUUAUAAAAUCUGUGGGGUUCCUUUGUGUAUGAAGUGCUAACUUUGCGAUGUCUAUGGUUUUUCAGCUCACUGAGUGCAGGCUGCCGAGGAGGCCUCUUCAUGUGUGCCAUUAGCAGUUUCACCAGCAGAGUGAAGGUCAAACUCUUUGGUGCCUUGGUGCACCAGGAGAUUGGCUUUUUCGAAUUAACUAAAACUGGUGACCUCACAUCCAGGCUGUCUACAGACACCACUCUAAUGGCACGUGCAGUGGCCCUGAACGUCAAUGUGCUGCUGAGGACCUUGAUCAAGACCCUGGGCAUGUUGUCCCUCAUGUGCAGCCUGUCCUGGAAGUUGACUGUGUUGAUGCUGAUGGAGACACCAGCCACUGGACUGCUGCAGAGUAUCUAUGAUGCAUACUAUCAGAGGCUGUCAAGGGAGGUUCAAGACUCCAUGGCUCGAGCAAACGAUGUGGCGGGUGAGGCUGUGGCGGGCAUUAGGAGUGUGCGAAGCUUCAGCACAGAGAAGAGCGAGUCCCUGCGCUAUGGCAACAAGCUGCUGGACACUCACAAACUUAUUGUGCGCAGGGACACAGUCAGAACCCUUUAUCUGCUGCUACGGAGGCUGACAGGGAUGGCGAUGCAGGUAGCCAUGUUGUAUUAUGGCAGGAGGUUCAUCCAGUCUGGACAAAUGACAACAGGGAACCUGGUGUCCUUCAUCCUCUACCAAACAGACCUGGGAGACAACAUCAGGACCUUGAUUUACAUCUUUGGCGACAUGCUGAACUCAGUUGGUGCAGCAGGCAAGGUGUUUGAGUACCUGGACAGGAAGCCCCAGGUCAGCACAGAUGGGAUUCUGCAGCCAGAUACUCUGAGAGGACAUGCCCAGUUCCACAACCUCACCUUCUCCUACCCAACACGCCCAGACCGACCUGUCCUGCAGGGCUUCUCCUUGGAACUGAAACCGGGACAGAUGACUGCACUCGUGGGACCGUCUGGUGGGGGUAAAAGCACCUGUGUCAGUCUGCUGGAGAGAUUCUACCAACCACAGGAGGGGGAGAUCCUGCUGGAUGGACAACCCCUUCAGAGCUACCAGCAUCAGUACCUCCAUAGCAAGGUAGCCAUGGUGGGUCAGGAACCUGUGUUGUUCUCAGGGUCCAUCAGGGACAAUAUCACCUAUGGCCUGAAAAACUGCCCUUUGGAGAAGGUGUAUGACGCUGCACAGAAAGCCAAUGCUCAUGGGUUCAUCAGCCAACUAGAACAUGGUUAUGACACAGAUGUGGGAGAGCGAGGAGGUCAGCUCUCCGGGGGUCAGAAGCAGCGCAUCGCCAUUGCAAGAGCUCUGAUCAGAGAGCCACAGAUCCUCAUCCUGGAUGAGAUCACCAGCUGCUUAGACACGGAGACCGAACACAUGAUCCAGCAGGCCUUGGUCAGCUGCCCCUCCCAGACUCUACUGGUUAUUGCCCACAAGCUGAAGACAGUGGAGAAAGCAGAUCAGAUUGUUUUGAUUGACAAUGGCACAGUACUAGAGAAGGGCACUCACCAGGAGCUGAUGGACAGAAAGGGCAGCUACUACAGGCUCAGGGAGAAGAUCUUUACUGAGAACAGCCCACAAAACUCACACAAGUUUAACACAGGAAUUAAGUGCAUCAUGUACAGUGCGCUGGUGUACGUGUCUACGGUGUGUUUGGACACAGCGAUCCUCUGCGCUCUGAGCCUCGGGACCGCGGAACUGCUGCCUUUGUUUGGGAACCACGAUGUCCUGGGAGGUCUGGUGUGCAUGUGGUCAGUGGCGAUCACCAGAUGGGCACUGAUCUGCAGUCUGCUCCUUUCCAACGUGGACCUCAAGCAAAGAGCGGUGAUGAAGCGCUGGGCCGCGGCUCACUGCUUCCUCGGCUCUGUGUAUGAGAGCUGUAGACAAGUGAUGUUUGGAGGUCCGCUUGAAAGUGGUGCUGGUCCGCUGGAGAACCCCUGGUUCCUGGUUUUAAACACAGUAGCAGCUGCUGCUACUUGUCUCUUUUGGGAGAUCACAUUCCCUGAUUCAAACAAGGAAAACAACAGGAAAGAAAAGAAGCAGAAGACUAUGGUAUUGUUUAUUAGAGUGAUCUGCUUCCUGAAAAAAGAUCUUGUAAUUCUUGCAGGGGCACUGAUCUUUUUGUUUCUGGCGGUCCUUUGUGAGCUCUUUGCUCUUUUACAAACUGGAAAGAUAAUUGAUGCUCUGGGCUCCCCAUCCCACUGGAAUGACUUCCCAUCUGCUCUUUUCCUCAUGAGUCUCUUCUCCUUUGGCAACACACUCAGUGUAGGUUGUCGAGAAGGUUUCUUCAGCUGUGCCAUCAGCAGUUUCACACGCAAGGUGAAGGUCCAGCUCUUCGGUUCCCUGGUGUUCCAGGAGAUCGGCUUCUUUGAAUCAACUAAAACUGGGGAUCUUGCAUCCAGGCUGUCUGCAGACACUGGUCUGAUGGGACACGUCGUUUCUUUGAGUACCAACCUCCUACUGAGGACCCUAAUUGAGUUACUGGGCAUAAUGGUUGUCAUGUUCGGUCUGUCCUGGAAGCUGACCUUACUGAUCCUGAUGGAGAUACCUCUCACUAGCCUGCUGCAGAGCAUCUAUGACACAUACUACCAGAGGUUUUCAAAGGAGAUUCUUGACUCCAUGGCACGGGCAAACGAUGUGGCGAGUGAGGUCAUGGCAGGCAUUAGGACUGUGCGGAGCUUCAACAUGGAGCGAAACGAGGCCCUGCGCUACAGUAAAACGCUGCUGGAAAUCCACAGCCUGAGGACCCGCAGAGAUGUAGUCCGAAGCAUCUAUGGGCUGCUCCGGAAGGUGACUGACCUGGGAAUACGGGUUGCCAUGCUGUGCUAUGGGCAAAAGUUGAUCCUUUCUGGUCAAAUGAGCACAGGUACCCUGGUCUUCUUCAUCUUUUACCAGAGGGACCUGGGAAACAGAAUAAAAACUUCAGUUUGGAUUCUUGGUGACAUUGUGAACUCUCUGAGUACAGCUGAGAAAGUGUUUGAGUACCUGGACAGGAAGCCCCAGGUGAGCACAGAUGGGACCCUGCAGCCAGAUACUCUGAGAGGACACAUCCAGUUCCACAAUCUUACCUUCUCCUAUCCAGCUUACCCAGACCAGCCCGUCUUGCAGGGCCUCUCUUUGGAGGCGAAACCGGGGCAGAUGACUGCGCUCGUGGGGCCGUCUGGUGGGGGUAAGAGCACCUGUGUGAGUCUCCUGGAGCGAUUCUACCAACCACAGGAUGGUGAGAUCCUGCUGGAUGGACAGCCCCUUCAGAGCUACCAGCAUCAGUACCUCCAUAGCAAGGUUGCCAUGGUGGGUCAGCAGCCUAUAUUGUUCUCAGGGUCCAUUAGGGACAACAUUGCUUAUGGCCUGAAAAACUGCUCCAUGGAAAGGGUUAUACAGGCCGCGCAGAAAGCCAACGCCCACGAGUUCAUCAGCCAGCUGGAACACGGCUAUGACACAGAUGUUGGGGAACACGGGGGUCAGCUCUCUGGGGGUCAGAAGCAACGCAUCGCCAUCGCCAGAGCUCUGAUCAGAGAGCCACAGGUACUCAUCCUGGAUGAGAUCACCAGCUGCCUGGACACAGAGAGUGAGCAAAUGGUUCUGCAGGCCUUGGCCAACUGCCCCUCCCAAACCCUACUGGUUAUUGCUCACAGACUGAAGACGGUUGAGAGGGCAGAUCAGAUCUUUUUGAUUGACAGAGGGGUUAUAAUAGAGAAGGGAACUCACCAUGAGCUGAUGGAGAAGAGGGGCAAGUACUACAAACUCAGAGAAAUGAUCUUUACAGAAAAAGGUCUAGAAAACUGACGUUAAUAAUGUUGUUCAACAACAUAUAAUGUUACUUGUAUAACUUAACACAGAAGAUUGCUGUUAUCUGACUUGCACUCUCAUGGGCUUUCCAUAAAUGCAUGAAGCUGAUUUAAAAAUAAUUUUGUAGAUGGUUUCUAUGUUUACAUUGUGCAAACCACUUACCUGCUCUGGUAUGGACUGUCUUGGAUGCUUGCGUACCAUGAAUAAUACCUGUUGUCUCUGAAUGUACUAAUCGUUUCUGCAGCGAAAGUGUGUAUUCACACAUUAAUGUAAAAGUGAGUGAAAGGUGCUUAUUUUCUGUAAAUAGACCAUAUAACACAUUUAAUAGUGUGUAAAUAUAA